This is a messenger RNA of Ostrinia furnacalis (Asian corn borer), 623 nucleotides long. RefSeq names its product coatomer subunit delta-like. The record is from RefSeq and is a predicted model, not a curated record. Gene Ontology annotation, cellular component: COPI vesicle coat. The annotation marks the transcript as partial. NCBI's taxonomy places the organism in Eukaryota, Metazoa, Arthropoda, Insecta, Lepidoptera, Crambidae. The transcript has 4 exons. Gene Ontology annotation, biological process: endoplasmic reticulum to Golgi vesicle-mediated transport; Golgi localization; retrograde vesicle-mediated transport, Golgi to endoplasmic reticulum.
GCUUGCUGACACUGCGCAUAACUGACGAGCAAUACGGCAGGAUUCGAGUGCACGUGGACAACAGGGACUCCCGAUCACUGCAGUUACAGUUCCGUCUUAACGUGUGGUUGCGUUGUCCCCCAGUGAACUGCUGGCCGUCGGAGGGCGCGGGCGGCGGCUGUGACGUCAACAUCGAGUACGAGCUGGAGCACGACCACCUGUCGCUCAAUGACGUCAACAUACACAUCCCGCUGCCAUCCGGUAACAUCUCUCUGGUAGUGCACCAGUGGGAAGGCAGCUAUGCACAGAAGGGCCGCACACUCAUCUGGUCCGUGCCCAUCAUCAAUAAGCAGCAGAAAACAGGCAGUUUGGAGUUCACUGUCACCCCAGCCAUUCCCAACGACUUCUUCCCGCUGUCCGUGACGUGGACGUCAGACACCACGAUGUGCCUGCUAUCCGCUACCGGAGUCUCGCAGGCGGAGGGCGGAGCGCCCGUGGACUUCUCUCACGAAGUGGCGCUCCAUCCGGACAAGUACGAGAUCGUCUGAAGUGAAAUAUUAUUCAAAAAUGUAUUAAGAUGUUCCGCCGUGACGCACGUGUUGAAGUGUAAAAAUGUAUUUAAUAAAAAUUAUAUGAUAUAUCAA